This is a messenger RNA of Quercus lobata, 1173 nucleotides long. RefSeq lists its product as uncharacterized. The transcript has 3 exons. NCBI's taxonomy places the organism in Eukaryota, Viridiplantae, Streptophyta, Magnoliopsida, Fagales, Fagaceae. The record is from RefSeq and is a predicted model, not a curated record. The coding region runs from base 431 to 970 and encodes 179 amino acids.
ACACACCAAGUCACCAACACCCCUCCACAUGAAGCAAUUCUAAAAGGGACCCACGCCUGCAAAUGCAAUUACUUCGCUUUCAAGACCAAUCAACUCCUUCCCCAACAAUUUGGUUGGGUGAUAAACUAGCAACUUUUCUCUUUCUAUAAGCAUUAGAAGCCCAACUAAUUUCUCUGUUCUCUUCUGUCUCUCUUGUAUUUCACAAAGUGUUUGGGUUUCUAUAAUGGAUGAGUGUAGUAUCAUUUGUUGAAACGUGGGAAGUUGUGUUCCUGUUUCUAAUACCUCAGACUCAGCUUUGAACCUUCAAUGCUCAAUUGGUUCAACAGAAUCAACACAGGACAGUGUCUUCAUUGAACCACCCAUCAAGGAAAAAAAAGUAGAUUGCCAAAACUCAAGGUCUGAGCUUAGUUUGAAGCCUCAGUCGUCAGCAAUGUCCCCUGUAGGCAGUUCUCGAGAAUUAAGUUCUAAAGAGGAAGUAUAUUUUGAUCUGCAGUCCUGCUUAGAAUCUGAUUGUGAAGAUUUCUUCAGUGUCAGUGGUGAUACCACCCCCUCUUGUGGGAACACUCCUAUCCAUCAUUGCGGCUUCAAAGAAACUCCUCACGUCAAAAAACCAGUUUACAUGGACAGUAGCUCCAGUCCCAUUCUUGAACCCUCUCCAACAGAUAUGAAGAAACAACUAAUUGAGCUUUUUCAAGAGAGCUUAAGGGAUGAUGCUAUUGAUGGCAGUCAAAAUAUACAAGAGAGUUCAAAAACCAAUCCUAUCUUUUGUCCCCUUUCUUCAAAAUCUACAAAUAAAAACCAUUAUGGAUAUGUAGCAAACUCUGCAUGCAGUAGUGAGGCAAUACACAACAGAAGUUACAACCAUGGGAAGGGAAAAUUUGCCAAGUCUGCAAGAUGUUGCCUUCCAAAUUUGAUGCGCAGCCUGAGCUUUAGUGGGAGGAGGAAGAGUCUGAGCCUUGCCGGACCGUAGAGUUGGAAGCUAUGCCUAGCUUUUUACUAUGUCUAUAUUUUAAAGAAUUGGUACUCCUAACUGGCAUAGAAGACAUAAAUUUGAUCUUAAAGCUCCCUUUUUAUAUUACCUGGCUUUCCUCAAGCAAAUCGCAAUUAUUAUUUUUAUUUUUAUUUGUGGUUGAGGCAGUCUUUAAAGUGAAAUAUGAAUUGACACUCAUGUAA